Messenger RNA from Fraxinus pennsylvanica, 444 nucleotides. The record is from the annotation of a GenBank genome assembly. Lineage: Eukaryota; Viridiplantae; Streptophyta; Magnoliopsida; Lamiales; Oleaceae.
AUGGUUGAACACCACCAUCGUGGUUCCAAUCAACGUCCCCAAUGCCAACCCCAACACCAAAGCCGGUUAGAUGAAGCUAUACAGCAGCUCACAUUGAACAAUUCUCAGCAUGGCUCCCAAAUCCUGGCUCCUCGUUCUGUGAUCGAGGCCCUGCCCACCGUCAGGAUAGGAGAGAGAGAUGCCAAGUCUGGUUUAAACUGCGCAGUUUGUUUAGAAGACUUUAAGGAGCAUACACGAGCAAGGAAGAUGCCCUGUAAUCAUAUGUUCCAUUCUGAUUGCAUUGUUCCUUGGUUGCUUCAACAUAAUUCUUGUCCUGUUUGUCGGCUCCGGCUACCUACGGAAAGUCCUGGAAGUGUUAUUAAGAGAGCUUUCUUCCCAUUCUUCUGGCCCUUUGGUGGUUCAUCACAACACAAUCAUGAAACAGGAGGAAGUAGCUUGACUUGA